Molecule: messenger RNA, 1377 nt
Organism: Zerene cesonia (dogface butterfly)
Lineage: Eukaryota; Metazoa; Arthropoda; Insecta; Lepidoptera; Pieridae
Product: zinc finger protein 836-like
Exons: 10
Coding region: 1-1356 (451 amino acids)
Biological process (GO): regulation of transcription by RNA polymerase II
Cellular component (GO): nucleus
Molecular function (GO): RNA polymerase II cis-regulatory region sequence-specific DNA binding; DNA-binding transcription activator activity, RNA polymerase II-specific
Source: RefSeq, a predicted model, not a curated record
AUGGAGAACGAAUCAUUUAUUGAUAUGAGUACAAUUAUUACUCAUGAUGAAAACUCAGCAAUACAGUUAAUUCAGGCAGAACACUUAUUAAAUGACGAACCAACUUUAUUAGAUGAAAAUACGGUUAACCAAUUUUUGUUACCAUUACCAGCUUCUUCAAAUGCAAAUGAGAGUAUGAAUACUGGACCCGAUCUUUUAGCUUUAUACUCGUGCGCAAUUUGUCAUGACAUAUUUACAAAUGAUGCUGAUUUACUGGAUCAUACUAUUUUAAUGCAUGCUAGCGAUAAUUCUGUAAAUUCUAAAAAUACUAAAAUGGCUCCUCAAUCUCCUUAUAAAUUAUCAACUGGCAGUACAAACUUUGAUGCCGAAUGGCUUGUGUGUUGUCUGUGUGAAAGAGUUCUUUCAACUGCUUUAGAAAACGAACCUACUGAGCAAUUAUGCUGUAUUGACAUGAAUGGCAAAAGCAGUAUUGCACCACGAAAGCUUAGUACAAUGUUUGUCUGUGAUAUUUGUAACUAUUUAUUUGCUGACGGAGAGGCACUCGAUUGCCAUAAGCUUAGUUGCUAUUCGCAAAACGACCAACUUCCCGGAAAUCUUCAUAUAAAUGUUGUACCAUGUACGAUAUGCGGGAAGCAAUGUUUAACAGAUGAGGAAUUACGAGCUCAUGCCGAGAGUCACCGGACCAGCCGCGGUCGACGAGCGUACACGCCCAGUAACAGUUCCAAAAUGUGGAAUUGUGGAUCUUGUAACCAACUCUUUGCUACUGCGCGAGAGCUAUAUCGUCACAAACGAGGCGAAGACCGCCCGCCCGGCUCACCUGUGAUGGCGUAUGUCUGCGAAGAGUGUAAUAAAGAAUUGGGCAGCAUGUGCGCGUUGCACACACACAAAAAGAUGCACAAAGUAUCAAAACCAGGCUACCCGUGUCGAGUGUGCGGUCGCCGUUUCAACCAAUCAGGACACUUGGCCAUCCACAUGAGGAUGCAUACUGGAGAACGACCAUAUCCAUGUGAUCUUUGCUCCAAAGCAUUUAAAGUCAAGGUGGAGCGAGACGACCACCGGCGGACGCAUACGGGCGAACGGCCCUUCGCGUGCACAGCCUGCCCCAAGACGUUCACCGCUGCCGCACGCUUGCGUGAGCAUGCGCGCAUACACACCGACCAAAGGCCCUACCGUUGCGAUAUUUGCGGCGCGGCGUUCCGGAGGCCGUACGCGCGCACCGUGCACACGCUGAUCCACACGGGGCAGAAGCCACACGAAUGCAACGUCUGCGGCACGGCUUUUAGGCGUUCUGGAGACAUGUGGAAACACAAGCGGACUCUACACGGCAUCCAACCAGAGGUGGAGGCGAAAAUGUGAUUUAAAAUGAGUGUUGCUAUU